Oikopleura dioica is the source of this 825-nucleotide messenger RNA. The record is from the annotation of a GenBank genome assembly. NCBI's taxonomy places the organism in Eukaryota, Metazoa, Chordata, Appendicularia, Copelata, Oikopleuridae.
AUGACGAGUGCCGUUGAAUCACUGAUAUCGAGCGCGAAAUCCAAGGAUGAUCAAAUCGACCGACUCCGUGGGAGUAUGGAGGCAGAAAGACACUGGCUGGCUAGAAAGCAGUUUCUGCUCAAGAACUGGGAUGAUUAUACGGACGAAAAUCGCGAAAAGCUUGAGUGUCUUUCCCAAUGCUGGUCUGGGCUUCAUUUUCUUGGUGUUGGCUACCCCCUUCAAGUGGUUGAGAAGAUAAGGGAGAUGUCCUUUGGGUUGCCAAACAUGUCCGAUAUGCUCAAAGACGCUGAUCGCGAAAUUCACAGCCGAGAAGUUCGAAGAAGAAGAGACGAGCAAGCUAAAGUCAUUACUCUCGACAAUCAAAAUAGCCGAAAGCGGCCAGCUGAAGGCGAUCUUCCUCCUCCAGUCAAGCCAAAUGCGAAACACAUCGGGCUGUUCUUGAACUUGUCAAGUUACUGUAGAAAACAGGGAGAGGAGGCCAAGUUGGCACAUUGUGUGUCAAUGCAGAAGCAGCGGGUGACCUUUUUGUCGGAAGAAUGCCCGCCUGAACAGAUAGAAGAAAUGGAGAAAUUUUAUGAGCGACCGAUCUCAGCGUGCGACGAAGUUGUAGAAAUAAGCAUCAUCAACACCUUCAUCGCCCAAGCAGUAGCUCCAACACGAGAGGAAGCGAAGAGACUAGCGACGGAGCAGGCGAUCAAGAUCUUGCAGAAAACACCCCUCGUCGUCGUUUCCUGCCACCGAAAGAAAGCGAAUGGAAAGAUUGUUUCAGAACUCUGCGUCUCGAACUCCCGAGGAGCCAAAGGAAAGGUCAAUCAUUUCAUAUAA